Messenger RNA from Arachis ipaensis, 1419 nucleotides. RefSeq lists its product as uncharacterized. NCBI's taxonomy places the organism in Eukaryota, Viridiplantae, Streptophyta, Magnoliopsida, Fabales, Fabaceae. The record is from RefSeq and is a predicted model, not a curated record. Gene Ontology annotation, molecular function: transcription cis-regulatory region binding.
AUAAUGCAUUCUGUUUUUAGCAACGAAAGUUUAGAAGCGUUGGAAAAAGAUGGUGGAAGAGUCCAUAGCGGUCCAAGUCCAGUCUCAAAGAAAACGUAGCGAUGAAUAAAGCGAUCGAUUUUGCUUCAGUUUUCUUACUCUUCACACUCUUUUCUCAUCAAUUUAUUCUUCGUGUUUCUUCAUCCAAUUCACCCAUACUUCCGAACCAGGGAUAUGCAGAUGAAAGAAUUCUCAAACCGGAACAAGAGCAUGUGCAUGAAGUGCAUUGCUCUAGAGAAAGGAGCAGGGCAGCUAGGAAAGUGAUAGAGGAGUAUUUGACACCAUUUUUGGAGCAAGAAAACUAUCAGCUUUCAAGCAAGUGCAGACUUCACCCUGAAAAUGACAUGUUUAGGGAUCAAGAAGAGCAUAAAAUUUGCCUAGGCUUUCAUGACUGGAAGUGCGGAUAUUGUAAGAAAAGCUUCCGAGAUGAGAAGUUUCUUGAUCAGCAUUUUGAUAACAGACACUCCAAUCAUCUCAAUUUAAGUGAUGGUAAGUGCUUGGCUGAUUUAUGUGGGGCAUUGCAUUGCGAUGCUGUGAUGAACACAAAGUUCUCUAGAAGCAAGUGUAAUCCAGCUGCUGCCACAAGGAAUAAACACCUAUGUGAGAGUCUUGCUGAGAGUUGUUUUCCUGUAAGUGAUGGUCCAUCUGCAAGUCGUCUUCAUGAAAUAUUUUUACACCAAUUUUGUGAGGCCCAUACCUGCUCAGGGAAACAGAAACCCUUCUCUAGAGGAGGCAAGGUACAAAAAAGUAUCUUUGUCGUGGUUUCUGGAGCAUUGAUCUUGGUGCUACUUCCUUUGUUCUAUCUUUUCCUUUAUCUGGUACAAAGAGAUAUGAAGAGUAGUACUCAAGAACUUCGCCGCAUCUCAAAAAUGGGACGGAAAUCAAAGCCAUCAUGAUUGGUUUGACACUUAAACAGUUGCAAUCAUAAUAAUGAUUGACAAGCUGGGAAGAUAUACAAGCAAUGAUGUGCUUUGCAUGUUUGUGCUAAAGAAUGAGUUGUGGAGAACAGUGAUGGAAUGGUGAUAAGGAAAUCAAACUUGGCUCGGUUUUAAACACAAUUUGAGGCGAAUUAUUGGUUGCAGGAUAUCAAGCACGAAUGGAAGGAAAAAUAUUUUUUGCGAUCGUCAUACACAUGUUCAUUAAGCCUUUGCCAAGCACAGAUCAAUAUUUUGACAGAAUUGAUUACUGUUUGAAAUUUGCUGUAACUUGUCAUGAUGCCUUGUACCUUAAGUUGAUUAUAAUAAACUAAUAAUUUUGUUAAGGAGAUAUGUAACUUGUAUAAACAAAAUGUUGGUGUUUGAGACUUUGAGUAACCAUCCACCACCCAUCAAAUGCAGAACAAAUAUUGUUGCCACUAUAAAAUAUAGACACAAGUGAUUG